CGUUAUUUCCUACAAUCAUUCCAUCUUGUUGAUAUUGCUGUUGAUGCUCUUGUUGUCGAUACGCUUGCUGGGAUUCUUUAUGUGGUUGAGUAUUAUAUCCUCUAUCAUAUCCAAUGUUAGGUUUAUGACUUCCGACGUCAAUUUGAUAAGAUUGUUGGUGUUGUUGCCCAUCCUCUGUGCGCGGUUGAGUGUUGUAACCUCCAUCGUUUCCAACAAACGCUAUGCUACGGCGCUUCGUGUCUACUGGAUAUUGGUGCAGUCGGUGCAGCUGAUUUGGCUGUUGUGAAGCCUGAUACUGGUAAUCAUUCUGCAACUGUGUGGUUUGUCCAUGGAAUCCGUGUGGUUGUGUAUGGUUUUGAUUGUGGUAAUCCGUACGACCUACAUCCGCUGAAUACCUUGAACCUCUAUUCUUGUCUCGACUACUGCCCUUACUUCCUUUCCUGCUCAACACUUCUGGAUCAAUAUAGCGACUAACAUCACGAUCCUUGCGAUAUCCAAAUUCAUCCAAGUCCUCUUCUUCUUGUUUUUCAGAGUCAUAGUAAUAAUGUGUGGUUUGUAUCUUUUUGGUCAAGACCAAUGAACUGGGACGGUCUACUCCUGGGACAUCAUCAUUUGGUUGAAACGAAGAGUUGGU
Messenger RNA from Lobosporangium transversale, 634 nucleotides. RefSeq lists its product as hypothetical. Lineage: Eukaryota; Fungi; Mortierellomycota; Mortierellomycetes; Mortierellales; Mortierellaceae. The record is from RefSeq and is a predicted model, not a curated record. Bases 44 to 286 code for a protein of 80 amino acids. The transcript has a single exon.